CGCGCGCACACGUACCGUCAGAGCCGAGAAACCACGUGACUGUUCACUGCGAGGAUUUCCGGGAUCGCACUCACUCAGCGACGCACCAGGGCACGGACUCGAAACCGUCCUGUACCUGAGUCUGAGGUUUUCUCCGAGUCCGAGCUGAACCAGAGUCCGUCCUGGUCUAGAGCUGGUCCUGAUUCAGACCCUCCGUCCUGGUGCACGAGCCUCUGCGCGCACGAGCUUUGAUCUUACAGUGAUCCCUAGGAAUGUCGAGGAAGUCUAGCUCUCGUGCUGCUGAUGUAGAAAUGUCUGUAGACGCGUCCAUCAUCCGUAUCCCUCCUCAUCACUACAUCCAUGUCCUGGACCAGAACACCAACAUCGCCCGGGUGGAGAUAGGACCACUUACCUACAUCCGCCAAGACAAUGAGAGGGUCCUCUUCCCUCCCAUGAGGAUGGUGAUGGUUCCACCGCGCCACUAUUGCAUCGUGCUGAAUCCUGUUGCCCGUGACGACAAUGGCCAGGUGCAGUUCGACCAGUCAGGACAGGCCAAGCUGCGGCACGCUGACCAGGAGAUCCGCCUCACCCAGGAUCCAUUUCCCCUGUACCCCGGGGAGGAGGUCCAACAGGAUGUGACUGCACUGCAGAUUGUGUUCCCGGACACGGCUCUCAGACUUCAGGCUCUGCUCGACUUCACUGAUGCCUCAGGGACCAAGAGGACCGCAGGAGACGAGUGGCUCUUUGAGGGACCAGGGACUUAUAUUCCGCAUAAGGAGGUUGUGGUUCUGGAGACCAUCAAAGCCACAGUGAUCCGAGAGAACCAGGCCAUCAGACUGAGAGCCCGGAAGGAGGGAGUGGACCGCAGCGGAGUCAAGAGGGUCACAGGGGAGGAGUGGCUGGUGUCUAAAGUCGGGGCUUAUCUCCCUGGAGCUCAUGAAGAAGUCAUCGACAUUGUCAACGCUUUUAUCCUCACAGACAAGAGGGCGCUGCAUGUCCGUGCGCUCCGGCCCUUUAAGGACGCAGGGGGGCGGGACCGGCGCACAGGGGAGGAGUGGCUCGUGACGAUGGCGGAGCGAGAGGCGCACAUCCCGUCUGUAUCCGAGGAGGUAGUGGGUGUCGUCGCGGUAACCACGCUCAGCAGCCGCCAGUACUGCGUGAUCCUCGACCCGGUGGGAGAUGAUGGGAAACCCCAACUCGGAAAGAAGAGGGUCAUCAAGGGGGAGAAAUCCUUCUUCCUUCAGCCCGGAGAGCGUCUGGAGAACGGGAUCCAGGAUGUGUUCGUUCUGUCUGAGGAGGAGGGGCUGGUGCUCAGAGCUGUGGAGGCCUUUGACGAUACAGACCCGUUUCAAGAUGAUGAGGAGGAUGACGAGGAAGAAGAGGAGGCAAGCGGGGCCAAACGCCGGCGCCGCUACGGGGUCCUGCGUCGCCCUGGAGACCGGUGGAUGCUCCGCGGGCCCAUCGAGUAUGUGCCUCCUGCUACUGUCGAGGUGGUACUGCGACGCCAGGCCAUUCCUCUGGAUGAGAACGAAGGAAUCUAUGUGAGAGACAUCAAGACUGGGAAAGUGCGCGCCGUCAUCGGACACACGUACAUGUUGACUCAGGAUGAGGAGCUGUGGAGGAAGGAGCUUCCCGGGAAUGUGGAGGCACUGUUGGCAUCUCCUCUUGACCCUUUGGCCGAUCGUUCCGACCGGAAUCGUGCUACAGACCAACGCCUCAGAGAUAAGACCCGUGUGGUGUCCUACAGGGUCCCACACAACGCCGCCGUGCAGGUGUACGACUACAGGGAGAAGAAGGCUCGGGUGGUUUUUGGCCCAGAGCUCGUCAUGUUGGGGCCUGAUGAGCAGUUCACUGUCCUCUCUCUCUCUGGGGACAAACCAAAGCGAGCGAACGUGAUCAAAGCCGUGUGUUUGCUGCUGGGACCCGACUUCUGCACCGACAUCAUCACCAUAGAAACGGCUGACCACGCCCGCCUGCAGCUGCAGCUCGCAUACAACUGGCACUUUGCUGUGAAGUCCCCUGUGAGCGCAGAGGACGCCGCUGCCCUUUUCUCUGUCCCAGACUUUGUAGGAGACGCCUGUAAAGCCAUCGCCUCCAAGAUCAGAGGAGCUGUGGCCUCUGUGCAGUUCGACGACUUCCACAAGAACUCAAACCGCAUCAUCUGUUCUGCGGUGUUUGGCUUCGAUGAGAAAGUAAACAUUCGCCACAGUCUGGAGUUCCCUCAGAACCGUUUGGUCAUCAGCAGCGUGGACAUUCAAUCUGUGGAGCCCGUGGACCAGAGGACGAGAGAUGCUCUGCAGAAGAGCGUGCAGCUCGCCAUCGAAAUCACCACCAACUCCCAGGAGGCCACAGCACGUCACGAGGCAGAGCGUCUGGAGCAGGAGGCCAAAGGGAAACUGGAACGCCAGAGAAUCACAGACCAGGCCGAAGCCGAGAGAGCCAGAAAAGAGCUCCUGGAACUGGAAGCACUCAGCGCGGCGGUGGAGAGCACCGGAGCUGCCAAAGCUGAGGCUCAGUCCAGAGCAGAAGCCGCCCGGAUCCAGGGAGAAGCUGCAGUGAACGAGGCCAAACUGAAGGCCGAGGCCCAGAGGAUCGAGGCUGAGGGAGAGCUGCAGCGUCUUGCCCAGGCUCGGGAGCAGGAGCUGGGGUACAAGAAGGACAUGGACCACCUGGAUGUGCAGAAGCAGGAGAAGCUGGCCCAGAUCGAGAGCAAUAAGUUCAGUCAGCUGGUGCAGAGUCUGGGGGCCGACACGCUCAAAGAGAUGGCCAAGGCCGGGCCCGAGCUACAGGUUAAGAUGCUGCAGGCUCUGGGGCUGAAGUCCACUCUGAUCACAGAUGGCACCUCCCCUAUUAACCUGUUCACUACCGCCAAUGGCCUGCUGGGGAAUCUGCCGGGACAAGGACAGGAGUAGAGACCCGAGUUCAGAGAUCGAGAUCCAAGUCCAGAGACAGAGAUCCAAGUCCAGAGGAGGAGAAGGCGAGAAGGAAUGUCGUGAAAGAAGGUUUAUUUUGUUAGUUAAGUCUCUUCACCUGAAAUGUGUAAAAAGCCAAAAUGCCUUUUUAUAAAAAUAUAACCAAAUGAAGAAAAAUAACAAUUUUAAUUUGAAGUAAAACAGCUUGAAUCCAAAUGAACACUGUGAGAGCCAUUUUAGCUCAUAUAAAACGCUGUUUCCUUGUCUCCUCUCUCGUCUUGCCCCCUUGUCUCCUUGCCUCCUCGUCUCCUCAGGCCAAGGCUUUUGUUGAAAUGAAGUUUACAUUUGUUGCACUUUUUCCCCCAAAGCCUUAAAUAAAUGAAGUGCUGCUU
Molecule: messenger RNA, 3283 nt
Organism: Periophthalmus magnuspinnatus
Lineage: Eukaryota; Metazoa; Chordata; Actinopteri; Gobiiformes; Gobiidae
Gene: mvp
Product: major vault protein
Exons: 17
Coding region: 252-2891 (879 amino acids)
Cellular component (GO): nucleus; cytoplasm
Source: RefSeq, a predicted model, not a curated record